CUCACGAUGUUAUACGCUCUGUCGUGACUGAUGGACAUGAUACCAUUUGGAUGGAUAAGUUGAUCCGGGGAAGUUAUCCCAAGAUAUCAAUCGAAUCGGGUUCACAAUAAUUUGAUCUCAGAACUUUGGCGUCGCUAUUCUGCUGUGGAAGUGUGUUGUAUUAGCUGGCAAUAGUUACUGAAAUAAGAAGAUUAUUCAAAUUAUAUCUUACCAAAAUGGCUGCUGUCAUUAAUGUAGAACAAAGAAAACUUACCAGAUCGUCAAAACUCGAGCAAACUAUUUUAUCAAAUCGAGGAAUGAAUAUUCACCUAAAAAGAUGUUUGAACGUGAUUGAAGUCGACAGGAAACGAAUGUUAAAAUUUGUUGCAAGAAGGCAGAGAGAAUUACAAGCCGAUCUUAAAGCAAAGAAAGAUGAGAAAUUCAAUGUGAUGUUAAGAUAUCAAAUGCAAAAAACGCAAAAUGAAGGCAAAAAGAAAAAUACCCGCCGACCUUCUGUCGCCGCUGACAUCGAAGGCGCUCUUUUCACUGAUGGCUUAAUGAAUGCACCCGGUGUUAAUCACAGAAUGAAAAGACUUGACACUCGACGAAGAAUACUUCCUGAUUUUGAAGAUGAUAUGGAGGAUGGUGCAGAAAAUUUAGACGAAGAUAAUGUUCAAAUAGCUGCUGUCGAAGGAAGCCAGAGACGGAAUGCUGAUGAGUCCGCCUUGACCUCUACUAUGAGAGUCCAAAAUCGUGUUUCAGUCACUGACAAAGCGAAAUGUUCUGAAGGCAAUAAUCAUCACGCGUCACAUCCUAACAGUGAUGAUGCCAAGUCAGAAGCAAUGAUAUGGAUGACGUCCGGCGUAUGUUCCGUUAUAAAUCAAGAUGCAGAACUGAAGCAAAUUACACCUAAACAUGACGAAAUACGAGAACCUGAGCCAAAGGGUGUACGAUCUCCACCCAUUACCGGAUUUAGCAUGUCGUCGCAAAUGCGAGCCCCGAACCAACGGACGGCUCAUACGUCACCUGCAACAAGACCUGAUCAAAAACGAGGUUCCAGAAAGUCAAAUGAAACUUUGAAAUCUGUGAGAUUCUCUCGGCAUCGAGGAUCGUUGGAUGGCAUAGAAAAUCUUUUAACCAAUUUUGCGGAGGACGAAAAAUCAGCCAAUAAAAUCCAAGAUAAACAGGGACAGUCGCGUCUCUCUGUGGUCAAGUCUAAAUUAGAAUCAAAUGAAAAAGAAUUUCUCUUAAAACUUAGAAUUCAGAAUCAAAAGUUGGAGAAUGAAGACGUUGCAAGAAAAGUGUGGGAUUUUAUUGGCAAGAGGCCAAUAAGCAUGUCCGGGGAAAGAGUUUCCAACGAUAAUACACAACUGUCAGAUGACGACACUUUAUCAGACGGCGAAGAGGAGCGAAAUCUUUCAAAAUAUUUGGCGGCAGCAAGCGUCACUUCGCGUAGACGUGGGAAAGUAGGGUGAAGGAUAGCUGUUUUACGUAUUUGUUGCACAGAUAUAUUUCGUCAGGAAAUUGAAUCCACAAGGUCAACGACUGAAAUAAAUUUCAGUAAAAUGCACAGAUGAAAUAUAUAUAAUAAAUAUAACACAUGUGGAUAAACUGUACAAUAACAAUAUCCCGCGAUGGCUGUAUUGUCUGACAGGCCUUGUGCUCAAAAUUUGGGGAUAUGUAGCCAACACAAGUGACCCUCAGCUUACUUGAGCCACAUAUAUAUAUAUAUGCAUAUAUAUCAUAUUUUCUUUAUAAUGUAUUUUAGUUUUCGAUGCUUUAAAUGUUAUGAAAAUAAAUUAAGCCCAGAGCGUAAUUGCAAUGGUAAAAUAAUAUUUACACGAUCGUUAUACCCAUGGAUAUUUGAACUUAUCGGUAUGUACAUUUGCAUUCGAGGUUAUUUCAAAAUAUCUACUAUAGGCUAUGGAAGCGGUUCCCAAAGGGAGUGCCACGGCGAUUUGAUAGGUGCGUCCCGAAAGUUAACAGAAUUGCGUUAAUUAAAUAACUAAUAUAUGAUUGAAUAUUUACAUAUUGUAUUUAUUAUAAAUGUUUUAUUGUUUCUUAUUUUAAAUGCUGUGUAUAUGAA
Molecule: messenger RNA, 2065 nt
Organism: Styela clava
Lineage: Eukaryota; Metazoa; Chordata; Ascidiacea; Stolidobranchia; Styelidae
Source: RefSeq, a predicted model, not a curated record